AUGGACGAGUCUCCACAGCCACAGCUACCCGAGAUUGCCGUUUCGAGGACAUCCAGCCAAAAGAGCAGCAAGAAGAGUGCCAAAUCGAAUGCUGAGGGCAAACGGCCAUCACUGCCGCGAGUGCACACCGAACAGACGUUCCAUCCUCAUUGGAAGCCUGGCUAUCAUCACAGCGAUGCUUGGAAACGUUUCCACAAUCCGGAUCCAGAAUGGCGCAUCAAAUGGAACAGCCACUGCUUUCCGAACGGCCGUGUCUUGAUCGUGGACUACAUCAGCAAUGAUGCAGAGCCAACGAAAGGCGGCAAACGACAUGUCGCCGUCGCUGCGCAAGAGUUCCAAUCAUUGCCAGAACUUCGCCAUUUCUAUUCGGACACCAAACGCGUGCAUGGAGCCGCUCUGAGGGUCAUUCAUGUACAGAAUGCAACAUGGGCGACGCUGUUUCUACUUAAGAAGUUCAACAUCAAUCACCCGAAUGAGCUGGUUGGCAUGCCUUCGUUCGCUAAAUGGGCUCAAUACGAAAAGCCUCGCCAACGCAAUGGAAAGCCCUUCUUGAACGGACGAUCGUGGCGUGGUCAGACUGACCCAUGGCGAAACGUUGCGCGCAUUGCGUUUGGUCUGGAUUAUUUGAAGCCGUAUCAUACCGAAUCUCCACAAAGGCGCAAACAGCAGGCAACGUUCGGGGCACGGCCAGUGGAUGCAAAGAUCAUGCACUUGAACGCCUACGAAGACAGUCGAAGUCCGUACGGGUACGAUGUGUCGGUGCAACGCAUGUCGGUGUAUGUUCAGCGGAAUCUUGGACCACCAAAUCACAUUUCUCCGGACAUCGACCUCAAGAACCCGUACAAACAUAUGCUGAAUGGCACGCCUGCGUAUGACUCGCAAGGAGGAAUGAUACCAUUGCUGGAUUAUCUGGAUAACAGCAACACGGUAAUCAUCUUCGAAACCUCAGCAUCUAUGCAGCUUGACGACUGCCUAGUUCAGCCUCGCAAUGACUUUGAGAACAGAUGGCGGCGGCUAUCGUUCUAUCUACGAAAGGAGGACGUCCUGAACGACUCUAGAUUAGCCGCUCAGUGCACGAACUUCAUUCUCGUGGAUAUCUUCCACGGCUUGGGAGUCGUUUGGGACCAAUUUCUGGGCGCUGCCGAAGAUCAUGUUGCGAUGCUGGAAGAAAAGAUUUUUGACAACCCAGCGGAUGAAUCUCGUGCACCAGAACUAUGGACGAAUCAAGCAGCUUGGCUGAAAGUCGACAAGAUCAUGUGGAUACACGCAGAUCUCGUUAGGGAGAUGCAAGUCAAUAUGCGUGAACUGGCCGACGUGGACGACGAAGCGAAUGGUGUCGAAGUCGACUGGAUGGCUAGCACAACUGCCGAGUACGAGAGACUUUCUCACAACGUCUCAGAGGAUCUGGUUCAGCCCACGAACAACCUCAGUGAUCUCAUGUACAAGUCGGUGGGGAUUCGCGAUUCCAGACAGUCGUUGCAGCUCGGACUUUCGAUGUGGCGUCUGAGCUGGAUUACGUUCAUCUUCCUGCCAUUGACGUUCAUUGUGGGCCUCUUCGGCAUGAAUGUCGAUGCUUUCAAGGACAAUCCGUCGAUUGGCUGGUACUUCCUCGCGGCUGUAGUCCUCAUGAUUUUCGUGCUGCUCCUGUGGUACUGCGUUAAGCACAGUCUACAGCGCAGCAGGCAGACGCCAUUUCAGCGAGGCUUGUACGAGUCGCUCUUCAACGACCUGGAGGAGGAGUAUCCCCAAAUGUGGACCAGUGCAGGCGCUGCUGAAGAUGUAGAGCCUGAAGGAUUGUGGAAUCGUAUCAAGUGGCGAUUGAUCAGGCGGUGGUUCGCCCCAGAGAAGACGAUCAACAAGAGACUCUACAGUGCUCUGGCUCCCGAUGACCAACGAUCAGAGCUCGGCGCAUGGGCAGCCAUCAAACAACAACUACUCUUCCGCUGGCUCGGCGAGAUGAGAUUAUCCCACCAACAAAACACCAUCGAACUCGCUGAAGCAGGCGCAAGCAGCAGCACAGACGUCCACUACGAAAUGGAGACAAUCAACGAACUGGCGAAACACUCAACACCGCUCGUCGUCGCAGAAGCGGAACCUACAGCAGUUGCGCCCAUUGCUCGAUACGGAUUGAGACCAUUGACGCCGGAGGAGAGACGACAAUCGCUCACAGGCGAAGGAAGGCCAAGCAGUCGUGGGAGCAGUGGGAUCAUGAUUGAGGAACGGAAUCUUUCGGAUUCGGAGAGCGAUGCGGGUGAGGGUGCUUCUUCAACGCAAAGGGGGAGGGCUGAACGACGAGCAUCGCAGUGA
Messenger RNA from Zasmidium cellare ATCC 36951, 2307 nucleotides. RefSeq lists its product as uncharacterized. Gene Ontology annotation, molecular function: cobalt ion transmembrane transporter activity; magnesium ion transmembrane transporter activity; magnesium ion binding. The transcript has a single exon. The record is from RefSeq and is a predicted model, not a curated record. Bases 1 to 2307 code for a protein of 768 amino acids. Gene Ontology annotation, biological process: metal ion transport; transmembrane transport. Lineage: Eukaryota; Fungi; Ascomycota; Dothideomycetes; Mycosphaerellales; Mycosphaerellaceae. Gene Ontology annotation, cellular component: membrane.